AACGAAGCUACAUACAGAGACAUAGGGGGGAGAGAGAAGCGAGAAGACAGAGGAGAAGAGGGGUAGUAGAGAAAUGGAUCCGAAGCUGAGAGAGGUGUCGCAGGGGUUGGAGCGCUUCAAAGCGGCGUUCGUGAGGAGCGAUUUCGACACUUGCACCAAACUCCUCUCCCAGCUCAAGGUUUUGCUGACGGAAUUUAGAAGUCUUCCACCAUUGUUUGAGGACUCCCCCAAUGCAGUUCAUGAGUUGACAAUAGCAAGGGAUAUAUAUGAGCAUGCUGUUGUCCUAAGUGUCAAGACAGAGGAUCAGGAUGCAUUUGAGAGGGAUUUCUUUCAGUUGAAACCUUAUUAUACAGAUACAGGUGGUCGCCUUCCACCCUCCCCUCAGGAGUAUCCAAUUUUGGGCCUCAACCUGUUGAGACUUCUUGUUCAAAACAGAAUAGCUGAAUUCCACACUGAAUUGGAACUGCUUUCUGCCACUGCUUUAGAGAACGCUUGCAUCAAGCAUGCAGUUGAAUUGGAACAAUCUUUCAUGGAAGGAGCUUACAAUCGUGUGUUGAGUGCUAGACAGACAGUGCCCCAUGAAACUUAUGUUUAUUUCAUGGAUCUGCUGGCGAAGACAGUCAGGGAUGAAAUAGCUGGGUGCAGUGAAAAGGCAUACGACUAUCUUUCAAUUAAUGAUGCCCGACAUAUGUUGCUGUUCUCUUCUGACCAAGAACUUUUUGAAUAUAUCAAGGAGGAGCAUCCUGAGUGGGAGAUAAAGAAUGGCCACGUGUUUUUCCAGAGGGCGAAAGAAUCUGCACCCUGCAAAGAGAUUCCAUCUCUGCAACUUAUUAACCAGACACUCAGCUACGCAAGGGAGUUGGAGCGGAUUGUUUAAGAGGCUCUUCGGUUUCUUUGUUUCCUCCUUUCUACUCGAACUUGCUCAGUCUAAAAGUGUUUUUUCCCUCCAUUUUAGAACACAGAACUGGUGAUACCAAAUGCUCGGGGAAAAGUUACACACUUGUAUUUUAAUCAAUUCUGUUUUGAAACCAAUACUUUUGGAGAUUCCAAUUUUCUGAAUGCCUGGAUGAUUUCUUCAUUA
This is a messenger RNA of Vitis riparia (riverbank grape), 1081 nucleotides long. Its product is annotated as 26S proteasome non-ATPase regulatory subunit 8 homolog A. The transcript has 6 exons. Lineage: Eukaryota; Viridiplantae; Streptophyta; Magnoliopsida; Vitales; Vitaceae. Bases 74 to 877 code for a protein of 267 amino acids. Gene Ontology annotation, biological process: proteasome-mediated ubiquitin-dependent protein catabolic process. Gene Ontology annotation, cellular component: proteasome regulatory particle, lid subcomplex; proteasome regulatory particle; cytosol. The record is from RefSeq and is a predicted model, not a curated record.